GAGUAGAUUCGGCGCAGGUGUCGGGUCACCCCGCCUGCCUGACGCUCAGCUCGGCCCGCGUGAAGAGCAGAGAGAAGCGAGGCCAGUCAGUCUGUCUUCGGACGGUGUAUGGGUAGGACGUGUGGCCUCUCGCUCCUCCAGUCAAGCGUCAUGCCUCCCGCCGCGGCCACGGGAGUAGGGAAAAGUGGUCAUGCAGCCCUCACGUGUCCCUGGCCAUAGGUACCCGUAGCUGGGGAGCCUUAAGUAGCUAUCCACGUUUCCAUGGGCUGGAUUCAUAGCGUGGAACAUUACUUAGAUUCUUAGACAGCCGGUGGUGGAAGACGCUUCUCAAGGGGUGAUCUAAGCCGCCGGGAGUGACUGUAGGGUGUUGUGCCGUGCUCGUGCCUUCCCUUCCCUUGCCCCCUGACCCUUGUCCCCCCACCGCCAUGCAGGGAGUAAGAGAGCUACUGUUGGCCUUGCAGCUGCUUGUCCUCCUCCGUGGUUUACACGCGAGCUGGGACGAGUGGUGGACGUAUGAUGGAAUAUCAGGGCCGGAGUUCUGGGGUCUGAUUAACCCGAACUGGAAUAUGUGCGAGAAGGGUCGACGUCAGUCCCCCAUUAACAUCGAGCCUGACAAGUUGGUGUACGAUCCCCAUCUUCGCCACGUGCAUAUCGACAAGCACCGGGUCUCGGGCAAUCUCUUCAACACUGGACAGAGCGUGAUCUUCAAGGUGGAGAAGGGUACCAAGCACCAUGUAAACAUAACAGGCGGCCCUCUGGUGUACAAGUAUCGUUUCGAGGACCUGUACAUCCACUUCGGGGACGCCAAUGCGCAGGGCUCCGAACACCAGAUUGGGGGCACUACUUUUCCUGCAGAGAUCCAAAUGUACGGAUUCAAUGUUGACCUUUACAAGAACAUGACCGAGGCACGACUUGGAUCUAAUGGCAUUGUGGGUCUGUCCAUCAUGAUUCAGGUGGGCGAGAACGGUAACGAUGAAUUGCGCAUCCUGUCCUCGGGGUUCGGCAAAGUGACGUACAGGGGGCAGCACUGGCCUAUCCGCCACCUCUCCCUGGCCGGACUCUUGCCCAGCACCCACCACUACAUGACCUACGACGGCUCCACCACCCACCCCGGCUGCUGGGAGACCACGACCUGGCUCAUCAUGAACAAGCCCGUCUAUAUCACCAAGCAGGAGCUGUACGCCCUCCGCCAGCUAAUGCAAGGCGACGCGCAGCUGCCCAAGGCCAAGAUGGCGAAUAAUUUCCGUCCCGUGAAGGCCCUGCAUCACCGCACUGUGAGGACCAAUAUUGACUUCACUAACGCCCAUCGCUCCAAGGCCUGCCCCACCAUGCAUCAGGAGAGGUUUUACGCGGCGCGCCAGUGGCCAAAGCUAUAGCCAACUCUGUGGGUGUAGCGGGACAGGCGCGGCGAGGCAGAGGAGCUGACAUACACUGGAUAGAACCUCCUCGCCUCAGCCCCGGCCAGCCUCUCCCAGCCCGGCCAGCAGGGGACACUGAAACACUACAGGAAGGGACAAGUAUAGCAGGCCAGACGGUGUGGACACAAGGUGGGAAUCCUGUUAUUUAGUAGCUUGUUGGCGUGUCACAGUAAGGCGCUUGUGACUUGGGCUCGUGUCUCAGAUUGAUGAAGUAAUUGAUAGUGUUGGUGACUUAUUAAAGUGGUGUGGGGUUCAGCUGUGUUACUCCUAAUGGUAGUUAACUACGGUGCGUGCGUGUACGUGUGCGCGUGUGUCCCAAGCUACUGGUGUAGGUACUAAACACUACAAGGCAAAGAAAAUGAAAAGCGAGUCUUGAUUACAUAGGAAAUGUGACUCAAAGCAGUGACUGAUUUAUUUCUGAAGCUGAAAGGAAUUAAUGGAAAAAAAAUAUUUAUCGUGGAAAAAAGUAUAUAUUGUGUUGAUUGAAAUGACAGGUGUUAAUGCAAGGUGUGAAAAAGUCACCUGUAAUUAAAUAUGAAUGUAAAGAAAGCGUGUGAAGUGAAAGAGGAGAGAGAAAGAGAGAAAAGGAAAAAAAAAAGUUUAAUAUAAUGUUGAUUUACUACGAAUGUAAAAGUCAUUGUUGCAUAUUGAAUGCCAUUGAAAAGUCUCUUGUUUGUGAGUGAAAACACCUGAAUACGCGGGCCAGGUGUGAGCAGGUGCGGCGCGCAGGUGUGAAUGAUUUGCCGCUGAAAAGAAAAGAGAGAGAAAAAAGUGCAGUAUUGAAAAAGCUGAAUAUCGAAAUUGAGAAGGAAAAUUAUGUUAAACACGCUUCAAAUUCAGGAAGAAAACACGAGAGAACUCGAAACAUAAAGAUAUUGGAUACUUUUCGCCUCUGCAGUGAUAAACACGGUGCUGGAAAUAGAAAAAAAAAUGAAGAAAUCCCUGGACAAAUCCCUCAGUCACUAAUCAGUUGACACAGACAAGAGAAGGCACAAGGUGACGCCCUUCAAGUCCACGAGGGAGAAGGACAUUCCAGACAGGACUCGCCACGACAAGGACGCCGCCGCCUCGUUGUCGCCGCCCUAGCUGCUACUACUUCUGCUGUUAUAUCUACUGCUGCUGCUGCCGCCGCUGCUGUUGCUGCCGCUGCUGUACGUCAGGUCCGCCCGGCGUGAGCUGUGUACAUAGUACUUAGAAUAACUCAAGCAAAGAACGGACAAAAAAGGGUAAAUAAAAGACUUUAGGAGUGAGAGGGAAAAAAUGGAAGGAUCAGAGGGAGGUCGGCGCAGCCAUUGCAAGCUUGCCAGAAUUGACCGUAAAAUGCGAGCGUGUGCGAGCCUGGCGGAGUGUUGGCGGUGUUUACUCGCGUCGAUAACAAGGUGUAAACAGCCGGGGAGGCGCUGCUCCCGCCGCUGCUUCGAGCCUCCACCUAUGAAGCACUGGAGGCGGUGAAGCAUCGCGCGCCCAUAACUGGUAAAAGAGGUGUGUGUGUGUGAGUGUGUGUGUAUGUGUGUGUGUGUGCUCCACCACGAUGCGUUCUAAAGUGUUUUUUGUCCAUACAUGUUGCUAAUCUUGAAAACACUCCAAGGUUCCACCACUACUCGCCUUGUGGAGCCGUGAACCAGUACCGAGGGUUCGAAUCCACUUGAACCACCUGGCCUGAACCGCCUCCCUCUUGCUGCCGCGCCUCCCCCGCUGAGUGGGGGAGGGGGGGAGCAACAGGGAGGCAAGGGCGGUGUUCUGCUGCUGUUCAUCUAUCAGUCCUUCACUAUAAAGAGGCACGUGUGUUCUGGCGUGUGUUCUGGCAUGUUCUCGUGUGUUCUCGUGUGUUCUGGUGUGCGAUUCUUGCAUGGCUGCGUUCAUAUGAAGCAAUAUAUACAUAUAUUUUUCCCUCUCCGCUGAAAAAUUCAUAAUAACGAGGGUAGACUACUGUUGCUGAAUGGUUCGGUUCACUUCCUCGAACCAGCGAACCUUCCAAUGAACCCUCGAGACAACACAUUGAUCUUUGAACCUUCUGAGGAGGAUCAUGUAUAAAUAUACUUAUAAAACAAAACAUACCUGAGUGUU
Messenger RNA from Scylla paramamosain (green mud crab), 3485 nucleotides. RefSeq names its product carbonic anhydrase-related protein 10-like (gene CARPA). The transcript has 8 exons. Bases 426 to 1376 code for a protein of 316 amino acids. The record is from RefSeq and is a predicted model, not a curated record. NCBI's taxonomy places the organism in Eukaryota, Metazoa, Arthropoda, Malacostraca, Decapoda, Portunidae. Gene Ontology annotation, molecular function: carbonate dehydratase activity; zinc ion binding.